Fibroporia radiculosa is the source of this 2004-nucleotide messenger RNA. RefSeq lists its product as uncharacterized. The record is from RefSeq and is a predicted model, not a curated record. Gene Ontology annotation, biological process: regulation of GTPase activity; signal transduction. Bases 1 to 2004 code for a protein of 667 amino acids. Gene Ontology annotation, cellular component: cytoplasm. NCBI's taxonomy places the organism in Eukaryota, Fungi, Basidiomycota, Agaricomycetes, Polyporales, Fibroporiaceae. The transcript is spliced from 12 exons.
AUGGCAGCGAGCGAGGAGCGAUACUCUCCAUCCUCCUGGGACAAUGCCUCCGACAAUCAACACUCCCUACAUCAGCGCAAUGCGUACUCUGUAGUGUCGGGGGAGUCGGUUGCUACGAACGGCGGAAUGCCUCUCUCGCCUACCAAGUCAGAUUCGACACCCCGCUCAAGUGUGGAGUCUCCAGGAAGGUAUUCAAGCUCGCAGAUGCGUGAAGGUGUACAUGCCGGGGCCUCAGAGGGGACGGGUACCAUUGAGAGCGUUGCGCUCGUGGAUCAAGGGUUCGACGAGAGUGUGUUGAGGGCGCUGUGUAAGCUCAAUUGUGGUAUACCUUUACUCAACGACAGGAUCAAGCAGAGUCUUGCAUCAUGUAAGGAGGCUGUUACAUUCUUUAAGAAACGCGCUAUGCUGGAAGAAGAGUACGGACGAAAUUUGCACAAAUUGGCCAGAGCCACCAAUGAUGCGUAUGCUACCAGUGACGGGAAAGCUGGGUCCUAUGUUUCGGCAUGGCAUUCUGCUCUGAGAAACCAUGAACAAAUUGCACAGAACAAGAUGCAAUUUGCCGCGCGUCUGCACGAAAUGUGCGAAGACCUCAAUGUUCUGAUUAAAGAGGUAGACAAAAACAGGAAGGUGUCUAAGGACAUGUCCAACAAGUAUGAGAAAAGUCUAAAUGACUCCACGACAUAUAAGGAGAAGUGCAAAGCAAAGUUUGACGCAACUGCAGAAGAGCUCGAGCGUCUUCUGAUGCAAAAAGAGGGUGAGCCGUACAGGGACACGCCUGUUCAAGGGCGAUCUCCAGGCGGAGUCGGGGGCAAGAGGGCAAUUGGAAAGGCUGUAGCCAAAGGUGGCAUGCUGCUGAAGGGAAGAAAUCCAGGAAACCUUCAACGACAAGAAGAGGAUGUUCGAGCUCGUAUGUCCCGAGAAUCAGAUGCAUUUCGAGAUGCGGCACACAAAACCCAAGGGAUUCGCCAAGAAUACUACAACUUCCAGUACCCACGCCUCCUUCGAGCAUUGAAGGAGUGUGUUGACGAGAUUGACCUUGGUCUGCAGUAUCACCUCAUUCGAUACGGAUUCCUGUGCGAAAGCACUGUUUUACAGGACGGUCUCACGCUGACACCGUUGGACGAAACCGGUAGUUCUCCCGCCUUCUUUUACUUUACGAUGCCGACUGACGAGUGGAUCGAAGCCCCGCCAGGAUUGAAGGCAACUCUAGAAGCAAUUGACAAUCGCACAGACUUCAACACUUACAUGCAGAGUUACUCGUUCACUCACGAAUAUGCGAGCAACCGCGGACCUAGUCGAGAUGAUAGGGAUGACGAUAUACUCCCACCGAUUCCUCCCCCGCGUGUGUAUAACGCGGCACAGAUAACUGACAGAGGCCGGCCGACGUUCGGUGUCGACCUUGCCGAACAGAUGGCAAGGGACGAUGUAGAUGUCCCGCCUAUUGUGGUCAAGUGCUGUGAGGCGCUAGAGAAGUAUGGACUGGAGUCUCAGGGUUUAUACCGCGUCGGCGGCCCGCAAAGUAAGAUCAAUAAGCUAAAGGAAAUGCUUGAUAGAGAUCUUGAAUCAGUGAACUUGGACUUGGAGGAAUGGUCUACUGACACCAGCAAUGUCACGAGUGUCCUGAAGAUGUGGUUCCGAGAGCUACCCGAUCCAUUGUUUACGACGAACUUGCAUCGUGCCUUCAUAGACGCCGCAUAUAUCGAAAACGAGCGAUUGCGACAUAUACGGUUACACGAACGUAUCAACGAACUGCCGGACCCCAAUUAUGCGACGCUGAAAUAUUUCAUGGGCCAUCUCCACAAGGUUACCCAAUAUGAAGCGGUGAACUCGAUGGGAUAUUAUAAUUUAAGUGUUGUAUUCGGCCCAACCCUCUUCGGUCCAGCUCCGCAUAAUCCAAACGAUCAGACGAAUGGUAUUGCCGACGCUAACGCGCAGAACAAGGCGGUUGAGACGAUUUUAGAACACUAUACAGACAUCUUCGUCGACGAGAACGAGGAGGCUUAG